UGAUGGUGUUUUAGUUUGUUGCAACAAACAGUCGGCCACUUGAAACAUCCUUUAAAUUGUGCAGUCUUUGGAAUUGUUUUCAUUUCAGUUUUAUAGAUGAGUCUUGUGGAAUCUGCAAAUGGGUUCAAAUCGGCGACUGCAACAGGAGCGGUACAGGAGAGCAGCAACUGGUUCGUUCGCCUCGCCGCGGGUGCUGCUGCUGCAACACCUACAACCGACGGAGGAGAACGGGCUAACUGACACAAUUCACUUGUAAUCUUGGUGGAAUAACGUCCGUUGAGCUGCUUUUACACCUUUUUAAAGGCUGUACAAUACUUGGACAGGAGAUCUUCGCCAAUGGCAAGUCCGGUUGCAGACAUAGGACAGUCUCAUCAGCAUCACCCUGUGACCAACUCGGCCGCCGACUCCGCGUUUCAGGAGGCGCAGACAUGGAUAGAGGCUGCUACAGGAAGAUGCUUUGGUGACAAAGACUUCAGAGGAGGUUUGGAGAAUGGGAUUUUGCUAUGCGAGUUGUUGAGCUCUAUUAAACCCGGCCUGGUGAAGAAAAUAAACAGACUUCCGACACCCGUAGCUGGCCUGGACAACCUCAGUCUGUUUCUGCGUGGCUGUGAAGAGUUGGGACUGAAAGGUUCCCAGCUGUUUGACCCUGGAGACUUGCAGGACACGUCGACACGCCCCACUGCCAAGGGAAGUGACUGCAGCCAAAAGCUCAAGAAUGUUCUAAUCACCAUCUACUGGUUGGGUCGUGCUGCUAACAGCUGUACCUCCUACAACGGUCCCACGCUGGACCUGAAAGAGUUUGAGGGCCUGCUUUCACAGAUGCGAAAGGAGGCAGAGGAGGCAGAGAGCCCUCAACGCAGCGUCCGGGACAGUGGCUACAUCGACUGCUGGGACUCUGAGCGCAGCGACUCUCUCUCCCCACCACGCCACGGCCGCGAGGACUCGUUCGACAGUCUGGACUCCUUCGGCUCACGCUCACAACAAACCCCAUCGCCGGACGUCCUGGUCGCCCGCGGCAGCAGUGAUGGCCGCGGCAGUGACUCAGAGUCCGAUGGUCCCCCCCACAGAAAGAUACCUGACAUACGUAAGGAUGACAUGUUGGCACGUCGGACGUCCAUCAGCGAACCACGAACAGCCAUGCCUUUCAACCAGUACCUGCCAAACAAGAGCAACCAGAGUGGAUAUUUGCCCACUCCACUCCGCAAGAAGAAGAACGAUAAAGAAGAUGGAGCACGCAAGAGUUGGAGUACUGCUACUUCACCUGUAGGGGGAGACAGACCACUCAGUCCAAAUGAGCUCCCUAGCUUAGACGACCCACCUGGAGAGUCCCCCAGCUUGUCCGCUACCCCGCCCCUUCAACCCCAGAUACAGAUUCAGAAGAAGAACCAGACUAAAAAGGACGAUGAGGAAGGGAAGCAGACUGCCUCUACACUUUGCCUUGAGAUCCAUGCAGCAGGCUUAAGGAGGAGCAGUGAGCCUCUGCCAUGUAGAGUCCCCCAACCCUGUGCAGAGCCACCCAUGGUGAACGUAACUCACCUGAUCAUCACCUCUGAGCAAAGUAUUCGCUCGUGCUCAGAGGAACUCUUCCACCAUUCCACGACUCUAGCAGCAAACACUGCAGCAACCCCCGCAGUUGCAGCAAUCCCCAUCAUCACCCCCGGGAAGCAUCCACCUGUGCUGGAGCAAGAGGAGGCGGCUGUGACAAAGGGAGCCACUGGUAUCCUAUUAGUCGCAGAACGAGAUGAGAAGCUGGCUCGCCAAAUGCUGAUCUCUCCCAAACACAUCAGUAUUCAGAGUCCCCCCCACUUCCUUUCUGUGCCCACUACCGUGGCAACUGGUACAACAGCAACAACUGAUACAGGACGACGGAAGGGAAGGGCGCUCAGUGAAAGUGACGACCCACAAGGAGGGAACUCUUGGUUGGCAAGCAGUCUUCCAGCAACAUUCAGCCGCACACAUAGUGUGUCAGAUGAUCCACAGAGUGUAAGUAUGAUCGAUAUGCGUGGUGAGGAGGAGGCCAUCUUGCAGCCCCACAGUCAGGUGCGUCAUGAGCUGAUGCACAACCAGUAUAACAGGAUGAAGGAAGAGGACGAUCACUGGCAGGAUGACCUGGCCCGAUGGAAAAAUCGGAGGAGGAGUAUUUCCCAGGACUUAAUCAAGAAGGAGGAGGAGAGGAAGAUGAUGGAGCAGUUGCUGUCUGGAGACACCUGUACCUCCAUGAGGAGGAGAAGCAUCAAGACUUACAGAGAGAUAGUGCAGGACAAGGAGCGUCGUGAGGAUGAGCUGCGGGAUGCAUACAGGAGAGCCAGAACCCCAGAGGAGGCUUCAUUCAUCCUCCAGCGUUAUGCCCAGCGUUUCUCCAUCAGUGAUGCAGUCCUGGAACGCCUACAGUUGCCAAAGAUCCUGGACCGCAGCCUAUCUGCUGAUCCCUCCUUCUCCGGCUCACCCUUCCCUCUCUCCCUGUCCACCUCCCCAACGACCCCAGACCCCUUUGACAUGGACCCCAACGGACCCAUGAAGUAUCUGCGCCAGCUGUCUGCCCCAGCUCCAAAGUUCACGUCUACACUGGAAGCGCAAAUCGAGGAGUUUCCCAAAGACUCUUCAAACCAGCGGCCUCAGAUUCGAUCUCGCUCGUCUGAGCCGCCAUCUACCAGAAACCUGUCGCCUAAACCUGUGCCUUUGCUGACGCCCAGGCCUUACUUCCAUUCCGGACCUACAACGGCUGAACCAUGGCCCAGCAAGGCGGAUGGUUUUCUCCGAGUCAACGGCAUAGGAAGUGACGACUUUCUUUCCACUACUGACAGUCAAGGAAGGGAAUCUCCUCCUCAUUUUCAGGCAUCCGCUUCCAAAACCAGCAACAGCACUGUAGAUGCUCCGUCGUCAGCAGCCUUACCAACAUGCAGUACACACACCUCAACAAGAGAAGAAAGCGCUGUGUCAACAAAGGCCAAGGAGGCACAGUGUGGCACAGAACCUGUUUCUAAGGACGUCCAAGCCGAGAAAGUCAUUCAGCAUUCGACACCACCCAGCCGGCCCACCUCGCUGCCAUCGGAGCUGCAGAAGCCAGAAGAAAGCAUUGGGAAGACUGAAAGCCAGUCAGUAGCUGCUCCAGAGGUGAAGUCAAGUGCUGCAGCUCAAGAAAUGCCUCUUGCAGAAGCCAAACAAGAACAAGACAUAACUGAACCAUCUGGUCAAAGCAUCUGCAACCUUGUCCAGUCAGGGAUCAGCACACAGCAAAGUCAGCCGGUAACUUUACAGGCAAGUGUUCCUAGUUUCCACGAGUUCCAACAGCGAAGAGAGAAUGCACCAAGCUUAGCUGCACCAGGAUCAUUUGAGUAUCACCCACCAAGGGAAACGACAGCCGAGUUUGCAAACAGUGUCAGGUCUCCGCUGACAACCAGCAACCCUAAGUUACGCUGGGAGUUCUUCGUUCCGCCAGAAGAGACGGAGAAGGAUUGCCGUGGCAACGUGUCAGUCCCGGUGUUGCCCCAGGCCAGGCGGGGUGACCGCUGGUCUUGGGACCCGGAUGAGGAGCGAAAGCGUCAGGAAAGGUGGCAGCAAGAGCAGGAGCGCAUGCUGCAGGAGAAGUACCAGUGCGAGCAGGAGAAGCUGAAGGAGGAGUGGGAGAAAGCACAGAGGGAGGUGGCGGAGGAGGAGAGGAAGUACCACGAGGAGGAGCGUAGGAUACUGGAGGAAACUGUGACGCCUCUAACUCCCCGCUCCUCAGCUCUGCCCUCCCCCAGCCGAGGCGAGGUCUCCUCUAGCUCGGAGCCCCAGGACACCAUCGUCCGUUCACUUGGUGACUGGGAACGCAAACAGGAACUGCUGGAGAGGCACUCGAAGGCAAGCACAGAGAGUGUCGAAUGGAAACGAAGAGAAAACGACAGGACCAGUGAUAUCAGCACCGCUGAUGACAGCAUGAAAACAGGCAGAAGCUUGGGGAGUCAGAGCAGCAGUCAGCCGGAGACACUCGGUCACAGUCUGCACAACGGCCAAAAACUCCCUGCGAUGCCGAGCAAAACCUCGACUCCUGUCAAGAAACAAGAAGAACUUUCAGCAGACAGCAACAAGCCCAACCGGCCUGCAGGAGACAGGAGGAGUGAUCCAGUAGAUAAUAUCAUGUGCCCCAGCUCAUCAAAAAGCCCCACAGCAUGUCCACCACCUCCAGACACACUGCCUCCAACACCUAACAGGUCUGUCAGUGGGAAGAAACUGUGCUCCAGCUGUGGGCAGCCGUUAGGGAAGGGGGCCGCCAUGAUCAUAGAGACCCUCAGUCUUUACUUCCACAUUCACUGCUUUAAGUGCGGCGUGUGUAAAGGACAGUUAGGCGACACGACCACGGGGACGGACGUCCGGAUCAGAAACGGUCUCCUCAACUGCCACCAGUGCUACAUCCGCUCCCGCUCGGCCGGACAGCCAACCACGUUGUGACGCUCAACAGAAAAGCACACGGUUCAUGGAAGAAACCCCAUCCCUGUUUUAACCCGAUUAUCUACAAAUCAUGUCCUUCCCAGCGUAUUGGGGUCUUUGCAUCCUCUGCAGCUCAUUAACCAAUGAAGAUCAGUCAGGGGGGGGGGGCGGCAAAUAAGGGAUCUGGGGACAGUGAAACGUUUAAAAAAUAUACAUAUAUUCUUCAUGUUUAUGUCAUCUGAUAUGUGAGUGAAAGCUGGAUUUGAUUGGUCCACGUACUACCACAGACUCUGUUUCAUCGUGCAGAGAGAGAGAGAGAGAGAGAGACUGUUCUGGGGUGGCAGCCAUAUUGAAAACAAAAGACUACAACAUUAACAGAUGCUAGAAACAGAGAUAAUGUUAACGUCCUAUAUUGUCAGAGUGAACACAAAAGAAAAAGAAUAUGGUGUUCAUGUCUUUAAGGCGGUGUAGUAAAAUUAGGAUUUAUUUUCCUGUUGGAAAACGUUGGAAAACGUUAGAAUAUGUGCCAUUCAAUUCCAUAUGAUGGAAAUUCAGAACAUCACAUAGUUAAUAAAUUACUUUUUUAUCAUUUGAGAAAGGUUUUCUUUAUUUGGAUUAAAAUCCAAAAGCUAGAAAGACCUAAAUAUGUGGUUAGGAAGCUCAGGUUGGAUUUUGUUAUUUCUCUAAACAGAAUGGAUCUGAAAAAUAUUAAUAAUUAAAUUCCCCUUUUAAUUGAGUGCUAGAUAAAAGACAAAAUAUAUACAAAAACAUUUAAAAAGUGCAGUAAAGGUCACUACGAACCCAAGAUUUAGAACAACAGGCAUAUCUAAAGUAAGUCACUAUUUUUCCUACAGAACAAUGUAUCUUGUUAUGUACUCCUAAAAAAAAUUAGCCUCUAAUAUAAACACAUAUUGCAGAUGUAGUUUCAUCUUUAGGGCGAUAGCAUGACUCUUGAGCUGUUUUUGUGCUUUGGGUCACAGCAGGUUGCUCCUCGGCCAGUCGGUCCGCUUGGAAAGUCAGGACUAUAAUGUGCCUUAGGAAAGCAAGAUGAUGCAGGAGAAAACACACCAGCUGUAUGGUGUUAUAGUUCUCUUUUUCAUUUGUAUGGGUGUCGGGAGGGAUUUGGCCAAAUUUUAACCCUUAAAUUGCAGAAAGACGGGGUGCAGCCCUCCCUUACAUCACGCUUUACUUCAGUACUGCUUAUUUUACAUGAACAACACCCUUAAUUUCAUAUUUCCCCCGUUAUUCCUCAGUGAUUUGUAGUGAUAACAACCAGUGCAAAGGAAUACAUUUGUCAUCUAUUUGGAAAAAAAUAUACUGCAGGGCAAACAUGGAUUUCAUUUUGAAUGUUUUAUUCUAGAGAGAUAUAGACUUCUCUACGCUAUUAAUUGAGGUCAUUUUGAUAAUAGCUCAGUGGUAGGAUUCAUUAAUAAAAUUACAAAACACAAAAUUCACCGGUUCAUGUUGUAUCUAGUAAAAAAGCAAAGGUAAAAUGAACACUCAUACCAGCAGCUGUUGCACCUGUGCAAUAUUUGGCUGGAUUAAAACUAAAGAUCUGUGCCGCCAGCUGGGCAUUUUAGCUCACUUGCUUCUUUUUUUUUUAAACUUGUAUGAGAGAAGCUCGGUUAUGUAUUGUGGAUGU
Messenger RNA from Etheostoma cragini (Arkansas darter), 6052 nucleotides. Its product is annotated as LIM and calponin homology domains-containing protein 1-like. The transcript is spliced from 30 exons. Gene Ontology annotation, cellular component: stress fiber. The record is from RefSeq and is a predicted model, not a curated record. NCBI's taxonomy places the organism in Eukaryota, Metazoa, Chordata, Actinopteri, Perciformes, Percidae. Gene Ontology annotation, molecular function: myosin II head/neck binding. Gene Ontology annotation, biological process: regulation of focal adhesion assembly; positive regulation of stress fiber assembly. The coding region runs from base 337 to 4431 and encodes 1364 amino acids.